AGAAGGUACCAGGAUCAAUACUACUAAGUAUACACGCACAGUCCAAAACGAAGGUGAAGCAGAACUUUCCCAUUUUCUUCCGCGCCCCGCGCCCCGCGCCCGCCCAUGGAAAACUAUUUAAGGUUAGAGCUGAACUGGUUUCGUUGCAACGAGUGUCUCCACACAGGAACGCCGAAGAAGCAUCAGCAUCUCAAACCAAGAACAGCGUUUGAUGAUCAUGGCCACAAUGGCUGAGGAUGGCAAGCAAACCAACAGGCCUGCAACCAUCCAGUUGUCCCCCUUCAGUCUCUCCUCAAUCAAAGUCUCGGCAUGACGGUCAUCUUGUAGGCGCGUCGCCUCGCAAACGACCAGGCGAUCAGCUUCUCCGUGAUGGAGAUACAAGUAAAGCAUUGGACGGCGUUGACACCAAGGAAUUGACACCGACGAGAAGCGUACUCGAUAUCCAUUGCAACUCGAUACUGCCGUCAUCGUCGUCCAACGAAUUCAAGCGCCAACGAUUAGAAUCUCCGGAAGAACAAGGCAGUUGGUCGAAAAGUGAUCCUCGGCGAAUUAGUCUGGAGCCAGAUGAUAUCCAAGAUAAUCCACCAAAACUUGCUGCCAAUGGAUCCUUGCCUCCUGACAGCGGGGAAAAUGCUGGAGAUUACGACGACGAUAGCUCUGUGGAAAUAUUGUUGACAAUACAACCCCCAACGCCCAAGAAAAUGCUGCCCAAGAAAAUGCCAGAGAUUGCCACUGAUAACGGAACCAAUGCUGAGAACAAGACAAUUCAGUUCAAUACUGCGGAUGAAGUAGUAGUAUCCAACGAAGGACCACCAAUGUCGUUAUCGGAUGCUGCAAUGAAGCGACAAAGUCCAGAUAUCACCACUCAAGGAAAUGAAGAUAAAAGAGAUGAUCAACUUCACAAUCCACACAGCACUGUUCCAAUGAAUGCUAACAAUGACACUCCCAUGUUGCAAAGCCCCAAGUCAGCAUCGAAGAGCCCUUUUGAAGAGGAAGAUAGACUCAGUGAAUCAGAGGAGACACCAGUGCAGCUGUGUGCCACAGAUGAAGACAGAAAGAUGCCAGCCAGACCAACUCCGGGGCCUGACGGCCUGGAUAUCGGUUCAAUGCAAUCUACUUCUACUGCCAACAGGGAACAGAAUCAACAAUAUUCAUUCCUCACAUCAGCCUAUGUGCAAAAUCUCGCUGAGAUAUGCCACACCAUCUUGGAAGACAGGCGAUGGCGAGUGGGAAUGAGCAGCAAGCCACUGUUUGCCUGGGAAUACGGCGAUGACUUGAGUGCCGUCAUUCCACUGGCCCGUCGCUUUCGCCCAGUCUAUUCACGGGAAACACAAAAGCCUGUGUGCCAGGGAUUACCUUGGUGUCCAAAUAAUGAGCAGGUGAAUAGUGCUGCUAGCCUCUUCAAUUCGUCAACUCCAUCCGACUCGCCAGACGCUCAGAAACCAGCUGCCACAGCCGCUUCCCCCGCUCCGCUUCCAAGUCAUCCAGAGAAUAGCGAUUCUUCUUCUUCGGAGGGUGCAACUGAUCCGCCGGAAGAUGGCGAAAUGAAAGAGAGCGAGAUGGACACUACCACCAUUGAGAAAUCGAGCAACAAUGCUCGUGACGAUGAUAUCGACGAAGCGGAACACAGGUGCAUACACCUUUACUGUCGUCUCUAUUAUCGAAAGGGGCCCUGGUACCGUGUGGACGACCUCUACUCGCGGUAUUAUGCGCCAAAACAACCGGGGGGCGACCAAGGCGUCGCUGGGCAGCGUCGCAGUACAGUCUUUGAUGAAGGGCUCUUUCAGAAGCACUGUGAGGCUUUGAACGUGUGCUUGGGAGAUGUAACGAGGCUCAAAGAGAUGGGCUUGAUUCGCCAGUUUCUGUCCGAGAAGGAAUGCGGACAAACCGUUGGGACAUCAUGCGGGCCAUUGACGACCGAAGAGAGGAGCGCCCUCCUCGGAAAACUCGGCGGCGGCAAGAAGAAGGCGACAAAGAAAGGACUUCCCAAUGCCACGACGGACCGAGGUGGCAAGACCUCCUCGUCAGCUUCAAGAGAGAACGAAAUCUGGAGACAAAUGCGCCUUCAGAAGUCCCUUUCCGCACACUUUAGACCAUCGAACUCAGCAGAAAAAGGCUCGCUUCUGCCAGUGUUGCGACACGUGAAUCAUCUCCUGGUGGAAAAGCUUGCGGCUCGCGUUGCUCAGGCGUGCGGCUCCUCUCGGAAAGACCACAGGACCCGUGUCAAAAAGACGAUUGCAGGAUUUCUCGCCGACUGCCCGACAAACCCUUUUCUCAACGAACCUCAGAUGAAUGCUUUGUUUGGGAAGUUCGGAAUGUGCGUGCGAUUACGAGAGGCCCCUCUUCGUUCGCUUCAACGAUGUUCAAGGCUCUAUAUGUGUGCUGGAGGUGGGCCUGGGCAAAUGCGUAGUGAUGGUGGCACCAAUGGCUGGAAGAGCAUUUUGGAAGUGGACCUCACGCGUGUAAAGGCAAACACCAAACUGAAAGAUGCGAAAUACGCAAUGAAUGUGGAACCUCCAGGGAGUCAUUCGUGGCACAAUGUGAGGUAUCCGGGACUUCAGCACCGGUUUGGUUUGACAUCGUGUAGUUUUGUAGAGGCUUACCGGCCAUUGCCCCAAGGCGAAGUUCAACUCGGCAAGAAUGAUCAAUCGGAGUUGGCACCAGAACAAGUGUUUGUGUCUAGACAAGCGUUUGCAAGCUGGGAAGUCUGCGUGGAACUGAGAGCUCAUGCUGAUUACCUUAUCGAGGUCAACGAACUUUUGCUGUACAACGAAAGGAAGCGUGCUAGAGAAGAGGUGGCAAACGGAAUAAUGGACCAAGACAAGUCAUCUGAUGAGGAUCAGGAUCGUGAUGGAAAGAUCCCUGCGACAGGGUCAACAUUGGAUUUCCUCAAUUUACUGUCUGUAGAUGGAAGGAAAGCACUGGUGACGGCGUUUAUGGAUUCCGAUUCUCGUCAGCUGAUGCAAUCCACAUCAUACCCUGAAAUUGCGAAGGUCGAACAAGAGCUUGAAGGAGACGUUCAAAACCUUUUCGAGGUAGCUCCAGGUGCCACUUCUCAUCCAAUGAAGACAGAAUGCGAGGAAGUGUUGUGCAUCAUGGCUGCGCUUAUCAAGCACAUUCUCAAGUGGAGAAUUGGCAGUAUCCCUCUUUCUCAUUUGCGAGCUACCGUCUCGAGGCCUUGGUUGCGCCACAUGAGCUAUGAAGCGUGCCUGUCAUAUGUACUUUGGGAUUGUAUACCGAUUUUGGAACGCCGAGGCUUUUAUGCAUUUGCUUUUCAAUCCCUCGAGUUGCUUCGUUCCGGCAGAUGCGUUCCAGAAUGUCCAGCGCUAGCCCAGGGGGGAGUGCUGGGGCAGCUGAAAGUUAUGGCAAGCACCAAAGGGGAACGGUUGAAGGAAGCUUUUGCUCGGUUUCUGCUUUCGAGACGAGCUCGCGGGAAAGCGAUGGACCGCUUGGUAGUAGAUGGAAGCCAUAUCCUACGCAGGGAGCUGAAAGCAAUAGACGCCGCCGAAGCGGGAAAGAAGAAGGGGAAGAAAAAGAAAGGUUCGAGCGGGAAUCCUGUGGCGGACACUGUUGCCAGUUUCAGCCGAGAAGCCCUCCUCGGCGUCUUGGCGACCGCUUCCAUUUCUUUCGCCUCAGUUCGAACGCUUGCAAGGCGCAUCAGGCAACCGCUAUUAAAGACGAUUGAAUCGCUGGAACCCAGCCAGGAGGCUCAAGAGUUGGGCCUUCGCCUGGGGUGCCCCAAGUUAGGGCGGUUCGUUGAAAACGCAAAAAAGUACAGCGAUUGGGUUCCGCAAACAGACCACGCUGUGGCCAAUUCAGUAGCCAUCGAGGAAAGCAUGGUCGGUCGGCGUUGCAGCUUUGUUGGCCACGAAGACGACGAAAAACGCAGCACUCCUUCUUCACUCAAUGUUGAACAAUUAGCAAUGGAGUUUUACGCAAGCGGGCGUUUGCCAAAAGCGCAGAGUGAUGGAGAGGUGAAGGGGGGAUGGAAGGGCUGGCACGACGAAGGGGGGAUGGUUCGCGCACUUUUUCGUGUCCUUUCACACCAUGUUCUCGAGAUGGACUGGGCAUGUCGACAUGCAAUUGAGGGCGACAGUUCGGCGUCGGAGUUGAGCACCAUUCAUCUCUCGCCAUACCAAGGGGCCCCCUUUGAUCUACAUGUUGGCUAUGAGCUUUCGGACGAUCCUUUCCACGGGGUCGAGAGUGCUUUUAGUGUCAAUCGUGGUUUCUACCUUCGCAGGCGGGAAAAGAUCGAUGGCUUUCUGAAAGCUUUGGAGGCAAUGUCACGGCAAGAAGUCAGUGAUCUCGUCUGGCAUUCCAUCUCGGCACGUCAUCGCUACAUGUCUGCAAGGUUUCAAAAAGACCCGUCCAUUGAAAAGGAUGUACUUCAAUGCCGGACGUUGUCGAUGGUGGCAGCAGCUUUGGCGGGAAAAAUGCACAUCCCCAAUGUUCUCCGUGUCCUAAAUCUUUGA
Messenger RNA from Seminavis robusta, 4472 nucleotides. NCBI's taxonomy places the organism in Eukaryota, Bacillariophyta, Bacillariophyceae, Naviculales, Naviculaceae. The record is from the annotation of a GenBank genome assembly.